This is a messenger RNA of Nilaparvata lugens (brown planthopper), 13728 nucleotides long. Its product is annotated as vacuolar protein sorting-associated protein 13A. Gene Ontology annotation, biological process: protein targeting to vacuole; protein retention in Golgi apparatus. Gene Ontology annotation, cellular component: extrinsic component of membrane. Lineage: Eukaryota; Metazoa; Arthropoda; Insecta; Hemiptera; Delphacidae. The coding region runs from base 449 to 11080 and encodes 3543 amino acids. The record is from RefSeq and is a predicted model, not a curated record. The transcript is spliced from 66 exons.
UUGACUUCUCUUUAAUUGCUGAUCAAAUAUUUACUGACUUUUCUAUCGACGUUGUCACGCAAUUUUGAGAGUGGAUGAGGCUUAUAGCUGUGCAAAUAAGAAAAGGGAAAUUUUCGGGGGUGGUUGCCAGGAAAUUUCCCUUAAAAUAGCCAGCCUGGCUGGCUCAACACAGUGAUGAGUGGCCUAGUCUGCCAGUGCGGGGAAACUGAUCAAUACACGGGAGCCCCUGACGGUUCGUGUACAAGGAAAGCUCUCUCGCGCUAGAAAAUCUUCUCUCUUGGCGGUUCUAUUCUCUCUAAAAUGUAGGAAACUGGUGUAAUAUUUGUCUUUUUCUCUCAGUGAUAAAUAUGUGAGAUAUGAAACUAAACUCGUGAAUACUUCCAGUGAGUUGACUCUAUCAACUUUUACUCCUUCGUUGAACUGAUAGAGGAUCGAAACACUAGCAACAAUGUUCGAAGGGGUAGUGGCGACAAUACUCAACCGCUAUCUAGGAAAAUAUAUACAGGAUCUCGAUACAGAGAAUCUGAAUGUUGGAAUAUUCGGGGGAAAUGUGCAGCUGACCGAGCUCAAGUUGAAACCUGAUGCGCUUUAUGAACUAGAUCUCCCUAUAGAAGUGAAAGUAGGGACGAUUGGAAGGGUGAGCCUGCACAUACCGUGGUCUGGCCUGUACAGUCAACCAGUCAUAGUCGAAGUGGAGGAUGUCUAUCUGAUUGCUGGUCCAAUAACAGAUCGUGAAUAUGAUUCUGAGAAAGAAAAAAGAUUGUCUCGAGCAUCCAAGAGGAAGAAACUGGAAGAUUUGGAAGCGGAAAAUCUUCUUGGAAGUGAUGCGCCAGAAUCAAGGAGCUUUAUCGAGAAUCUAAUUACAACAAUAAUGAACAAUCUGCAAGUGUUCGUUCACAACAUCCACAUUCGCUAUGAGGACAGAACACUUAAUCCGGAGUCAGCGUUUGCCUGUGGCCUGUGUGUGCAGAGCUUCUCAAUUGAAACAACCAAUAGCAAGUGGAAGCCGACCACUUCGAGCCCCGGAUCGACGUCGGUGUAUCAGCUGAUGAGGGUGGAGUCACUGUCCGUUUACUGCAACCCGAGCUGCUCGCAGCUGGUGGGCAGCUCGCCGGGGUUGGCCGAGGCAGCGCCGCACACCUGGCGCAACGACAUGAAGCGUGGCCUCGAGACGUUCAGCAUCAACGGUGAAGAAUUCGAUUUCGUUCUGAAACCAAUCACGGCAAAAGUGAAGGUGAUUGUCAACAAAUCGAAUGAGGCGCGAGUCCCGAAGCUGCUGGUUGACUUUGUUCUACAAGAUGCGGCCACUCAACUAACCAGGCCACAGUACCUGGCUCUCAUCGAAUUAGUGGAAUCAUUCAAAAGGAUCAACAUCAAUAGGAAACUGAGACAAUUCCAUCCAGGAGUGACUGUCACCAACAAUGCAGCCAAGUGGUGGAAGUAUGCUUACAAUGCUUUGGUUGAACAGAGAGUCAAACCUUACACAUGGCAGCGUAUUCAAGCACAUAGGCACAAUUAUAAGCGCUACAGAGACACAUUCAAACAAACUCUCUCGAAUCCCACCAACACUGAGUUGAAAUUGGACCUUCAACAGCUGGAAGAUCAACUAGAUAUUGUGGACAUUGUAAUUGCACAGGAGCAUGCUAAAAUUCUGUUGCUUAGGGAGUGCCCAGAACGCGUAGUUGUGGUCGAGCAGGAAGCCGAUUGGUGGAGAGAGUGGCUGGGCGUGAAGUCUCGAACCCAGCUGCGUGUGGUGUCCGGCAAGGGACGGGGCAUUUGGGCGCAGCUGUCUCCCUCGGAGAAAGCCAAGCUCUACGAUGCCAUCGGCUACGUGGAAGGACCGGCCUGUCCCGAGAAGCCCAAGCAGUAUAUUGAACACAAAAUCAACAUCACGCUGGCCAAUUGCUGCCUGAGCCUGAUCAACCGAGGCCGGGAAAUGCUAGUUGUGACAGUGGCCCAAUUCCUGGCCAGCCUGGAGACCCGGCCGUCAGCCAAGGCCUACAAGAUCUCAGCCAGAGUCGAGAGUUUGGUCAUUGAAGGCGCUAGCAUUGAACAUGACCUGGUGCCCAUACUGACGGCUGACAAUAUACUCACUGGUAAUACAUCGUCGAAUUUCCUUAGUAUAGACUUUGAAAAGAAUCCGCUCAACUCGGAAGCAGAUUAUGGUGUCGCUCUAGGGCUGGAAUCAGUGGAAAUAGUCUAUCAUGAGCAUGCAAUUUCCGAACUAAUGAGCUUCCUGCAAGCCCCCAUGACUACACUAUCCUCUAUAGCCAAGUCGUUUUGUGCCACCACCUCACAGAAAGCCAUGCUGUUAGCGCAGCGAGCUAUUUCUAGACAUAAUGUAAUUCAGUUCAAUCUGGACCUCAAACUGCCUUACUUUGUUGUACCUGAGUUAGGAUCCCUUCAGAGGGGCGGUAACCUAUUAGUAGUUGAUUUAGGAAGAAUUAAAAUGAAAUCCGAACUUCAGCCGACAAAUAUUUGCCUUGAAGAUGCAACCCAAAUGGAGCUUGAAGAGAGAUUGUACGAUAGGCUGCAUUUAGAUCUCUCAGAUCUACAAGUAUUAUUAUGUGAUUCAGGUGAUGAAUGGAGAGAUGCUAAGAAAGGACAUGACUCUGAACUCCAUCUCAUUCCUAAAGUACAGUGCCAAGUGGUUUUUUCAAACAGUGUGAGACCAGAAUACAGACAAUUACCAAGGCACAAGUUGAACAUCUCACUGACGAGCUUGAAAGUGAACCUGUCGGAGCGCCGCAUCGGUUCGUUGCUGCUGUUCGCGCUGAACGUGCCGCCGCCGUCGGCGAACACAGUGCACGUGUCGCAGUCGUCGAUGAUGAUGGCGGCCGAGGAGGAGCCCGACUUGGUCGGCGACCGCGUGCGACUGCUGUGUGAAGUCGCGCGACUCAGCGGCCUCAAGGCGGCUCUGGUCGAGGCCGAACUCAGCAGGCAGGCCGCUAAGCCGGGCGCCUACGACACCGCCGCUGCCAAGAUGGCCAUGCUCCAAGUCGACAAGAGUUUCAUGUCAUCCGACCAUAGUGACGAGGAACUAGAACUAUGGGCUAGGACUGUUGACCUUCCUGGCUUCGAUGACAAUGUGUCCCCUAACAAUGUCAUAACUAUGCUUCUUCGAUUUGUCAUUGGUGAGAUUGUGAUCCAACUGUUCCGGUCGAACAACCGCAUUGAUAAGCCGUACCUGAUGCUGAGACUGAGCAAGAUGUUCUGCGAUACAGCUCUGAUGGAAUAUGGCCCUGCCAUCCAGGCCUCAAUAGGCGGACUGCAACUGGUUGAUAAACUGCAUGUCGGCAUGUCCGGAGAGUACCUCGAUUUGAUUUCCACCGACUGUACAGAAGAUCUUAUUACUGUUCUCUAUAGAAAGGUAAAGUCAGAUUGUCCAGACUUCAAAUCGCAUUUCCACAACGUGGAGCAGUCUCUUGUAAUUGAUGUGUCAUCGUUAUCAAUCAUUCUCCAUAGGGAAGCUAUCAUGACAAUGAAUAAAUAUCUGCAGUAUUUGCACCAAAAAGUGAAAAGUCAAGGGUUAGAGAUAUGGCAGCAUGUGCUGAAAGUGAAGCCUUACAUCAAGUGGCCCUGGCCGGGAUCCCAGGAUCCACCAAUCCCUCCUGGUGCUACGAAGUUCAGCUAUUCAUUCCGUUUAUCCCAGUUCAGUCUCAGGUUAUGUGACACUGACAUGGAGUUUUUAAUAUUUAAGAUUAAUGGAAUAGAAAGCGAUUGUUUAUUCAAAGCGAAUGAGAGAAUGAUUUUCAGAUUCCAUCUUUCUGGCAUUUCAAUAGACGAUCUUUCAGAUAUGACUUUGUAUCCCAAGGUACUUGCAGUUGACGAAGAGAAGGUUAUUGAUCUGAAAUACGUGAGACAUAGCCCCAAACUGUACAGACAAACCGGCAUCGAUGUGGAGAAGGAUGAUGUCAAGUCUGAUGGUAGUCUGAAGCUGCAUGUGGGAAGAGUCCAUAUGGUGGUUUUGUACAAAAUGGGCAUAGACAUCCAACACUUUCUGGAGCCCUUCGUCAAGCCUGGAAUAAUAAUCGGCUUAUUUCACCUAGCAAAGCACAAACUCAUUGAGAAAAUUUCGUUGGUGAAGAGUUGCAGUACAAAGCUUCAUCUUUCUCUGAACAUACAUGCUCCUACUCUACUACUACCUCAAAAGCUGGCUUCUCCCAACCUCAUCAUUCUCAACCUAGGUGACCUCAGUGUUGAAAACUUUUUCAAAGAAAUCUCAAAAGCACCAGCCUCAGAUACUUGUCAAAUGCCGGUAAUUGACAACAUAUUGGUUCGAUUUGAAGCGUUACAAGUCUGUAGAGCUCUUAUGACUCUUGCUGGAUCUCUUGAAUUACAGGAGCCCAUUAUUGAGCCUAUCAACAUUCAAUUCGACAUCAAAAGAACUGUUGGAUAUCGAGGGAUUGUGACCAACCAGUACAUUUCAGCCUGCUCCCAACUGCUACUUUAUGAAGUUGUCGGCAAUAUUAAUAAUAUUCAAAUCAACUUGGGCCAGAGAGAUCUUGCCACUUUGUUAUCGGUUUGGUCUGAUAACUUCAAUGAUGCUCGGUUCAUUGCCGAUGACAUGACAGUGUUUUGGAGGCCAACAUCACCUCUGGAGCCGCCAACACCUUCAAUGCUACCUGAAGAUCCCUCUGUUCGCAAAUUGCAAGCAUUUUUCUCUCAGAACGAGCAAGUGAGGAAAGAAGCUACUGUACGAUUAACUUUUGAUGGACUGCAGCUCAUACUUUUCAACGAUAUGGACGAGGUGUUGAGUUCCCCGGUACGAGAUAUGAACCACGGUUUGUGCAAAUUGGAAACUGGUGAAGCCACUCUGAAUCUGGAGACAUGCACUGAUUCAAGCUUGGAGAUGAAAAUAGCCCUGCAGUCGUGCUAUCUACAAGAUAUCAGGCCUGAGAACAAUGGUCCAAUCAAACUCAUCUUCCAGUCGCACGCAGGCCAGAAAACGACGGAUGACGACAGCCACAUCAGUGUGUCGAUGCCGCCAAUUGUGGACGUGCACUUUGGGCAGACGGCGACAGGUGAGCGCUGUGUCAAUGUGCUGGUGGAGCGCACACGUCUCAACCUCAGUGUACCCUUCCUGCUCGAGCUGGGUCGCUUUGUGCUGGAUGCGUUGCCCGGUGAGCGCCAGUGUGAGGGCGGGGUCAUCAAUCUCGGAUAUGUCGGCGAUUCUAGCACGCAGCAAAAUAAAGCCGUUGGAACUGAUCCAGUUAGACCACCGAGCUCUACAGACAGUACCAGUGGCUACUUCUCAUCAGGAGCUUCCUGUGCAGAAGAUCAAACAGGUUUAUCGAUAUCAUUACAACUGCGACGGCCAGAAAUAAUGCUAUUUUCACAUAAAGGUAACGAGGACACCAAAAAGAAAGGACAUGCUCUGCUCAUGAGAACUGAAUUCCUCCUGGAAUACAGUCGUCAUCCGGGAAGAGAUUGUCUUGUCUGUUCUCUGUCCGGCCUGCAUGUGAUUUCUAAUCAACAUUCGCAUCUUGGCAAGUCUCCAUACAUGGUUCUUCAUCCUUGCGAUUUUGAAUUCUCAAAGUCUUUCAAAUCCGAAGAUGGAUUGAAAGUGGUUGCAGGUCUAAGUACAAUGGAUGUUCAUCUCUCUCCUAGCACUGUUCACACACUCUUGAAUAUAAUGGAAGAAAUAAAUAACAAUCUUCAAGUAGAUGAGUCAGAACUGGAAAAUAACACUUGUCACUCCUCUUAUGACAUAGAAGAUCUAUGGUCUCCCAAGAAGCUGGGUCCUUACAGUUUUGCACAUCAUUCUGAUGACAGAGUAGGAUUCAGAAGAACGUGUACGGGUCAAACGUCGGAAACAUGCUCGAUAUCUGUGCCCAAGCUGUGUGUUGUCUUCGAGCUGGAGAGAUCCAGUCAUAGACUUCCAGUUGUACUUUUGAAGAUGGCUGCCGAAGCCAGCCUCCAUGAUUGGUCAACGUCCAUGCAUAUGAAAGGUGAGCUGCGAGUUCAAUCUUCAUGUUUCAAUGGGUCUGUUGGUGCCUGGGAGCCUCUUAUUGAGCCAGUCUGUGAAGAAGAAAAUGUUUACAGACCUUGGGAAAUCCUUAUUAAAGUUUUCCAAGCUAAAUCUUAUCCGAUUUCACCAAAAGAUCACACUAUCAAAAAUGGGAAUAAUACACGUCAGAAGGAGCGAAAAGGAAGUACAAAUGUGAAGAAAAUUGUGAACGAAGAAGAGUCUGAGACUUCGGCAGACGAACAAGAUCCAGAAGCCAUGACAUUCAUCAGACAAAGGGAUCCAGAAUCGAUACACUCUCAAAAGAAUAAUGCCUUAGAUAAUGUAAGUCUUGUUGGAUAUCCAGAGGACUCUGAUUCGGAAAAUGAGGAAGGAGUCAUUGAGAAACUUGCGCAUGCUGUUGGACAUUUGUUUACAGGGGAUAGCAGUGAAGGUGAAGACUCUGAAUCAGAUGAGUCGUCAGGGGCUGAGCCUUCAGGUGACACCGAGGAUGGCUCGGAAAUUGAAUCAGUCAGCGUUGGAACGGGAACUGUCAUUGGCAGAGAUGAGAGGGCUGUAUUCCUUAAAAAGAGAUGUGACUCGGAAGACUCCGGUCUUGAAACGGAGAGUUCAGAUCGUAUAGCAACCUAUGUAACGAUUGAGUCAAGAGACAGAUUCGAACUGACUCUGAAUCCGACGUCGAUACGAAUACUGACCGAACUGAUGGAUGCUUUCAGCAAGAAUGACUCGACGAUAUACAGCCAUCCUGAGAACAACCUCACGCUUAUCAACGACAUUGCGCCUGACACGUCUCUAACACUACUCUCAAAAGCUAAUGUGGGACCUGCACAAAUAAUAAUGACUUCGCUGUAUGAGAAGGUUGAUUCGGUGCCAAGCAGUCCUGCUUCCACUGUGGCUACAGAUUUCAAUGAUCUCAGCCCUAUUGCAUCAGAUCAUGAUGCUGAAAGUUUUGAUGGAGGCUUCUCAAGCAUGCAGAACAGCCAAGUCAAAGGAAACGAAUUCAUGUCACCUGUACUCAGAUUCCCUCAAGAAACUGUUUCUCAUCUCUAUAAAAAAGUAACUGAUGGCAGAUUGCGGUUCCAUGUUCCUGGAUUUGAAGACCUAGAGGUUCUCUGUCCUCAGCGCACCACAAGCAAACUGCACAUGCUUCAGCCGAUCAAAAACAAUACCAGGUAUUAUUUGGUUGUCAAUGUGAAGUGUGACCACUGGGGAAGAACAAUAACCGCCUCCAGUCCAUUACAGAUUCACAAUGAGACUACCUAUGCAAUGGGUAUUUACUACAAGAAGCCUGUGCUGGAAAGCCUCGGUAUCGACCAUAUCGGAGAAUCUGUGAAUCCUUUCGACGAUAAGAAUAGAAUAGCUGUGAUAGAACCUGAUGAAGUGUACAACGUUCCCUUAUUUGUUGCCUACCAUUGUAAAUUGCACAUUCUUCCCGCUUAUGUAGAUUCCUAUCAUAUAGCAGAGACUGGAUUAUGGUGGCAGGAGCUAGCAUCUGAUUUGAACUCUCCUAGAGAUUUGAUUUGUUUACCAAAAGAUGAGAAGGAUACGACUGUAUUUUCAAUGAGAGUAGUAUGUGAGGAAGGAAGGCCUACGAACCGGGUCUCUCGCUCGAUUCCCAACUACAAGAUAAGACUGAUGCCUCCCCUGGCCGUGCACAACCGACUGCCUUACGCCAUACAAGUCAGCAUUCCGACAAUAAAGUACGACGUCAGGAUUGAGGCCGGCGAAAAGGCCAAUAUCUAUUUUUUGAAUCUGACUAAAACGCACAAAAUUAGUGUAGAGGUUCCUUGCUACCUGGGCAUUCCGUGGCUAGGCUCGUUCACACUGAGCUCAGACCUGGAGGAGAAGGUGGUUACGAUGGCAACGGAGCACGACACGGAGGGAGGCAACAAACAGCUGGGUCUCAAUAUCAAGGUCGACCGAACAGAGUCGUGCGAACUCAUCUUCCACGCGCCAUACUGGAUCAUCAACAAAACGUCGCUGCCUCUUCAAAUCAGGGCUUCCUUAACAGAUGUUGUGUACGAGGCACAAAGUGAAGAGCCACUGCUCUACUGCUUCAGAAAGCAGCGCAAACGCUGCAUCAGACUGAGAGCCUACCAUUCUUCCUGGUCGUCUGCUUUCUCUUUGGACACUGUUGGCAGUUCGGGCUUGGUCAUUUGCAGGGAUCAUGAGAGAAACCGGAAGUACAGAAUAUUACUAAAAGUAGAGUUGGCCAACUCCUGUCCGCAUCUUACGAGAAUAGUCUCCUUUCUUCCGAAUUUCUUAGUGAGCAACGAGAGCAAGCGACCUCUCAGAUUCAUGGAGGACAACGAGAAGGCUGAUCUUUGGAUAGACCUGGCUCCUUCACAGUGUACUCCUUUCUGGCCAGAUACAGAUUCCAUGCACAUGUUUGUCAAGUUCCGUGAUAGUAAAGUCAUAUCUCAACAUUUUCCAAUCACCAGCAUUCACAGUACUGUUUUGAGAAUGGACAAAGGUAGUGCUUUAUGUGUGGAUGUGAGUGGUGGAUGGGAAAGACCCUUCUGUAUAGUUUUCAGACCCUACAUUCCAGGUGACGCACCGGUUAGGGUAGACAAUCUUUGCGAGGAUCUAUUUUUGAAAAUACAUCAGCAACAAAUGGGCCAGGUUGCUCUACUGAGUCCUUACCAGUCUCUACUGUAUACUUGGGAUGAUCCUUGCAAAGAGCGAUCUCUGCUGUGGAAUAUCUACAACAAGAAGAGCAGAGACUUCACUGCUGAUCUGUGGAAGGACGGCUUCGGCCAAGAGCGAGUAAGCUUCCACAUAGUGAGACAGAAGCAGCAGAACUCGGCGGCAGGUGCGGGUGGUGGCGGGGGAGGAACGGGAGGGGGGGCGGUGACGGCCAAACUGUCGGCCAGCCUGAAGCGGCUGUCAGCGCCAGCCGUCGAGGGGGGGCCAGCCAGCAGCAGCAGUGAUGAGUCAGACUCCGACGAACUGCAAAAACCCCAGUUGAAGAAAACGAGAAAAGACAAAGUAGUAGUCUAUUGGGUGAGCUACUUGGAAGGCCACCAGAGAGUGCUGCUGUUCACACAAGAUGAGCGUCUGGCCUCACAGGCGCGCUGCAGAAUCGAUGCCGAAAAAAGUAACAUCGAAAUAUUCUUUGCUCUAAGAGGCUUCGGUAUUUCACUGACACAAGACACUAGGCAGCAACAGCAGCAGCGACAGAAAGAGCUGUUGUACGCGAGUGUUGUGGACUCUGCAGCCACGUGGGAGGUGAACGUGGCCCACAAGUGGAAGCUGCUUACACUCGAGCUGGCCUCCUGGGUGGAGGACAGGUGGCGCCAGGAAGUCAAGCGGGCGCAGAUGAAGGACUUUGUACAUGUUGAUUUUGAGAAAAUGCACAUGACAAAACCAUUUUUUGGUGAACUAAGAAGAAGAUACAGCCCAGGUUUUUGGGUCCAGUACCGAAGAUCUGAUAAUUAUAAUUUCCUUGAUGUUAAGAUUCACAGGUUCCAAAUUGACAAUCAAAUGUCGGACGCAAUAUUCCAAACAGUAAUACACCCGACUCCAGUGCCUCAGCAUAUUAUAAGAAAAGUUGGUUUGAAGCCAUGUAUGCAGUUGAUGCUAUUGAAGAGACAGCCGAGCCUUCAAAGUCACGGCAUCUACAAGUUUGUAAAAAUGGUGGUUCAAGAGUUUAGUGUUGAGCUGGAUCGAGGAUUUGUGCUGUCGUUGUACAACACUCUGCUGCCCUGGUUGAAGGAGGAGAAGCCAGCUGUCAGAAUGAGAACGGACAUCAGCAUGCUGCACCAGUCUUGCACACCCAAGAACCUUGGUUUUAUUUCGGAGUCAAGGGUGAUGGUGGAAUUGCUGCACAUUUCCCCUCUCAAAUUCCAGUUCAGCUUCUCUCCACUAGCCUCCAACAACCCGAAACUGGCGUCACCGGUCGUUAGCCAAUCCUACAUAUCCGAUGCGUUGUCCCUCCUACUAGACAAUAUAGCACCGUCUCUCAAUGAGAUCAAGAGCGUCAAGAUUAAAACGGCUCUAUGCGAAAUACGAGGUCGUGUCUACAGCUUUGAAAACCUAUGGAAGGAUUGCACUCUUCAUUACUGGAGUCAACUGAUGCAACAAUUGAAUGUACUCGUUUUGGGAGUUGACGUUCUCGGCAACCUCUACUCACCCGUUCCGGAUUUCACUCAAGGACUGGGUGAUCUAUUCUAUGAACCUCCUUUUGGCUCCUGUGAUAGUCCCGAAGAAUUUUCUGAAGGACUCAGUCAUGGUGCUCAAAUCAUAAUGGGUCAUUACUUGGGAGUGAGCAACGUCGUCUCUCUGAUUACCUGUGCUCUAACCAACCACAGCCAUGUAAUCAGUUUUGAAGAUGACUUCAAACGGAAACGAAGGUUUUUGAUGUGCCUACACCAAACAAGUGAUCUGCCUGAGCCAAUACUUACAGCGAGUAAAACUUUCAAACUUGGAGUGUCGUUGGGAUUGUCAGGGAUUGUCAUGAAAUCUAUGUCGGCAGGACAACACAUGUACCCCAGUCAUCUCACAGGCUCGCAACAAGAUGGGGUUGAAGGAUUCUUCAGAGGCUCCGGAAAAGGACUGAUGGGUUUGCUCACCAAGCCGACUGGCAGUGUUAUCAAUUGUGUGGCAAUGGCAACUGAUGGAAUAAAACGAGCUUCUGAGAUGGGUGAGGAUCUUGUCCUAAGAGCACGUCUUCCAAGAUAUCUCAAUCCUUACAUGGGUAUGAGGCCAUUCUCAGUGUACGAAGCCACCGGAAUGCAGCUAUUAAAUUGCCUGAGCAAAGGCCACUAUGCUGAUAGUGACACCUACUGGGCACACGCUGCUCUCUGUCCAGAGGGCAAAUCUACUCUGCUCAUCACUCUACAGAGGGUACUUCUUGUGGAGAAAUGCAGACUGUGGGGAGUUUGGGAGGUGGCUUGGGAGGUAAGGGUCGAUGACAUCAUGGCUGUGCCCGAUAUUGCUGACAACAAACUCAUCUUCAAAAUUAGACAGGAUGAAAGCUACAGUCUGUUCCUGGGUGAAGAACAGUUCAUUCACAGCAAGGAAAGGAGUGUGCUCGAAUGGUUGAAGAAUAAAAUUGAGACCGUUCUCAUACUGAAUAUGGAAGAAAAACCUUGUCCAUCCACUGAAAUAUGAAGUUGAACUUGGUCAACGUACAUUGAACGGAAUGAAGUUUCUCUACUAAUAAUCUAAUCGGUUCACCGUAAGUGUAUGGCAAUUUCCAUAAUUUUCCAUGUGGAUAAGUUACCUGGGGGAUUUGAAUGGUUGAUAGAAAAUAAUUGAAUUUUUGUGCAGGGAAUUGGAUUAAUCAAUUCUAUUAAAAUGUCUUGGAUACUCCAACAUGUGAAGUAUAAUGAUUCUUUCUUUUUUUUAGGUAUGAAACUAGUGAUCUAUGAUUUUAUGAUCAUUUCACUUCACGCUCACAUGUAAAGUAUAAUGAUUCUUUGUUUUUUUAGGUAUGAAACUAGUGAUCUAUGAUUUUAUCAUCAUUUCAUUUCACUCCCACGUGUGAAGUAUAAUGAUUCUUUGUUUUUUUAGGUAUGAAACUAGUGAGCUAUGAUUUUAUAAUCAUAGUUGAAAAAUUAUAUAUUUAAUUUGGUCCUUGAUAAUUAGUAAUGCAAAUAUUUGUUUUUGUUCUUUACGAGAGUUUAAAAUAUCCUUUUCACAAAAAUAUCAAUUUGUUUGGUAUUGAUAACUUAUUGUAUUGAAUACCGUAGCUGUAUUCCUUCAUCAUCUUUUAAUUACUUCAUUUCAACUUUAGCAAGAACACAACUAAAAAUAUGGAAAAUAAUUCAUUUUUAGAAACUCUAACCAUUAUAAUUGGUUGUUAUUUCAGCCAUUGACAAUGAGCAAAAAUAUUGACAUUUUAAUAUGAACAUGAACAUCAUCUAAAUUAUUGGUAAGUGUUGUCAAUCCAAAUUAAUAAGGAAUAUAAAUUUCAGAAACAUACAGUGAGAUGAGUACAAUAAUAAGAUUUAAAUAUUAUUACAAUAUUAUUUUGAUCAGUUCAUUUCUCUACUAAUUUCGUUUUUCAAAGUUUAUUAAAAAACUUGUCAUGUUUAAGCCCUCUAAACGUAUAGCAGACGAAAUAUCAACAAAGUCUUAUAAAGCUCGAUAAACUUAUAAAAAACUACAGUACUUUUCAAUUUUUUGAAACCAUUAUAGCAUAUUUCAUAUAAAAUCUGUCGUAAUAAUAACCUUGCUAUUCCAAAUAGAACAAUUUAUUAAAAGGUAUCACAAUAAGUAUUAUUGGAUUCAAUAUACGAAUGGAUAGCAUUGGAUAUAUAUAUUAAAUGAUAUUGGAUAUAUACCUCAACAAUUACUAAAUCAUAUUUCCUGUAUAAAGAAUUUAGUCAAUUUGAAAUUUUUAAAACAUGAGACUGAUUUCAAUAUGAGACAUCUUGUCAUUCAUUAUUGUAAAAAAUGGAUUGUAAUCUUGUAAUAGAUACAUACAUAACCAUGAAAAUUCACUCUUAAUUAUUAAUUUUGAAAUAAUUUUCUUUUGUAUUUUUUUGUAUGUUGUAUUACCGUACAUAUUAAACAAUAUUGGUAAUUAUAAUAAAAUGAUCACAGGUACUAAUGUAUUUACUUAUCAAUCUGAAAUUCUUUAUUGUAUGGACAACUCUGAUAAUAAUCAAAUUUACUUUGUCCAACUCAUACAGAAUAUUACAUAACUCAACAGAAUCUAUGUAUCUGCUUAUGACUAGAACAAUUUAGUUAGUAUUUGUCAUUAAUAUAAGUAAUACCCAUAAUUUAUACUUAUUGGCGUAAAUCUAGUCAAUGGAAAGCUGUCACCUAAUAUUAAUGUAGCUUAAUAGAUCAGCAACUACAAAGAAAACAACUAUGCUAUGACUCAAAUUCAGUUAAUUAGAUACGUGUCUCCUACGAUUUUUCUGUAAUACCUAUUAUUUCAUGCAUUUAUUCAAGUUUUAUUAUUCAAUUUUGACUUUAAUGUUGUAUCUAAAUACAUAAGAGUUGAAUGUUUAUCUCGGACUCUCUUAUAUAUGUUUUAUGGUUUUAGUUGAUUUUAUGCUGACAUUUGUGGAUUCUAUAAUAGAGAAUCCUAUAGGAUAUGCCAAUCAGGGCACUAGCAAUAUUGAACUUCAUAUUCCUAGUCCAAACAAUUUUUUUUCAACUCUGAGAAACUGUAUCUUAAAAAGCUGAUUAACAAUAAUUAUUUUUCCUUACAAAAUCACCCACUAAGGAUAUGAUGGUGCUAUUUAUUUCCAGUAAAUUUUCAAUGACAAAUUUUUGUCUAGCAUACUAAUAUGUAUUCUGCAACCAUUUAAAUUGAGUGCUAUUAUCAAGUGUUGCCUUGUUUUGUUUGUCAUUGUCAAAUUCACAAACCACAUAAUUACUUUUUCUUGUAUAGUUAAUCCUGUUUGUAUCCAAUUUACAUUGUAUUGAUUCGAAUUUAUUAAGUUAUUCUCCAUCAUGAGAGAGAAAAAUUGGAUGAUGAUGAUGAUGAUAAUAAUAAUAAUAAUUAAUAAUUGUUGAAUGUCUAUUAAUCAAUAGGUCAAUGUUGAAUGUGUAUUAAGAGCAGCAACUUUGAUCAAUGUGCUAAGAUUUAUUGUAUGAUAGAGAGAUUGUCUAUUUUGCUACUGUUUGAGCAUAAAUAAGCUAGCGUUAUGACUGUUAUGUAUGUAUAUAGCUGACAAACUGAAGCAAGUGAAUGGACUGUAAAUUAUAAUUAUUGUUGGAUAUUAGAAAUAGUAUGGAAUUAUGUAAAUAAAUUAAUCAUCAAAAUCAAAUCGACUUGACUCUUGCUUUAGCUUGGAAUCCAA